Molecule: messenger RNA, 1063 nt
Organism: Haemorhous mexicanus (house finch)
Lineage: Eukaryota; Metazoa; Chordata; Aves; Passeriformes; Fringillidae
Product: hydrocephalus-inducing protein-like
Exons: 3
Coding region: 292-1017 (241 amino acids)
Biological process (GO): cilium movement; axonemal central apparatus assembly
Cellular component (GO): axoneme
Source: RefSeq, a predicted model, not a curated record
UUUGGUAGCUGCUAGCCAGCAUAGGUCUGUGAACACCUCAGAAGCAAAAACAUCCCCCACUGAACUCCCAGUCCACAGAGCUCAGACAUUACUUUUUCUUCUUCCCAGUCCCCUAUCUGUCUCCCAUCAUUUCUCACAGCUAUUUCUGCUCUCCUGUAUUACCUCUGAGGUUGAAGGAUCACAGCUACCACGUUCAUUCUUUACACUCCCAACUCCUUUCUCUCUGCCACUUGGGACAGGCUUGCAGCUCCUCUUGGCUUGUUGCUCUCAGCCUGGGGCUACCUUUGGGCCAUGGAGUCAUCCUUCCCUGCCCUGGGACUGGCUGCUUGGGCCCAUCUGGAGGCCAAGGCAGGACGUACUCUUUACUGGGGUGCUCAAGGCACAGCUAUUAGCCAUCAGCCUCUCCUGGAACUUUUUCUGCAGGGUCACCUCAGGCUUGGCAUGUUCACAGUGUCCCCCUGCUCCGGCUCCGUCCAUCCGUCGCGCAUGCAGUUGAUCAAAGUGGAGUGCCUCGCAGAGCAGGAGGGGACAUGGGAGGAGCAGAUCUACAUUGACAUCAUGGACAGAGACCCCACAGACAAUCCCCUCGGCAUUCCCUUCACCCUGAUUGUCGAGACCUGCGUCCCAGGACUUGUUGAGAAUGUCGCGUCAAUCUUCAAGGAGUAUCCGAUCUGCAGCAGCGCCGACCUCAGCCACCAGCUGCAGUCGGUGAAAGGCACGGGCCUCUUUGUCAGAGAUGAGAAUAGAUUCAUCUUCAGCAAGGUUCAGGUUGGGCAAGAGGCAGAAGCCCAUUUCAGUAUCUGCAAUGCUUGCCGUCUGCCAUGUGACGUGGCCCUCUCCAUCAAACCCCUGCCUGGAGAGGAACAAAGCCUUAUCAACAACAUUUUCAAGCUGGAUCCAGUCAAGAUGUCCAUUCGUGGCUCGUCCUCUGCUGUUGCUACGGUGACCUUCACUCCGCCAGACAAGCAGAGCUACGACUGCACCUUCGAGGCUUCCCUUGAGAUGCCCAAGGGGUAACUGACCCUGUGAAAUAUUGGGGGAGGCCUCACUGAUAGCUGCCUCU